Formica exsecta is the source of this 1311-nucleotide messenger RNA. RefSeq lists its product as uncharacterized. The record is from RefSeq and is a predicted model, not a curated record. NCBI's taxonomy places the organism in Eukaryota, Metazoa, Arthropoda, Insecta, Hymenoptera, Formicidae. Bases 1 to 1311 code for a protein of 436 amino acids. The transcript has a single exon.
AUGAAUAAGGACAAGGAACCAACGGUCCGUUCGCAGUCGGACUUAUACGGACGCAUUUCCCGCGCAUAUGAGAACUUGCGGAAGUCGGGAACGGCCAACAUAAAGAUCGGGCUGACGGAAGCGCGACUCCAAGCCCUCGAGGCCAACUGGGCGAAGUACGAGUUCCAGCACGACAAGCUGCUCGAACACUGGGAAGCCCUGUCGGAAAGCACAUACGUGAAAACGGACAUGCCAACGUUAGCUGAGGAGGCGUACCUGACGCAGAAGGGCAUGUUCUUGGACACGCUUCAAAGCCUCAGAGCCGUGGAGAGGACCGAGACUCCAGCCUUCGGACCGGCGCCGUCGCAUCCGGCGCCGUCGCAACCGGCGCGAACUACCCUGCCAAGGAUCCAACUCCCGCAGUUCUCUGGGCUCUACGAGGACUGGCCGUCAUUCCGCGACCUCUUUCACUCGCUCAUCGGGAAGGACACCUCCGCUGCCCCGGUAGAGAAGCUGCACUACCUCAAGGCGUGCCUCAAGGGAGAGGCAGAGGUCUUAAUCCGCAGCCUUCCGACGACCGACGAGAACUUCGAGCGCGCGUGGAAAUCGUUAACGGACUAUUACGAAAACAAGCGCCUGCUCGUGCGGUCCUACAUAGCGAGGUUCACGGCAAUUCAGCGGAUGAGGGAUGAGUCAAGUGCGGACCUACUUUAUCACGGAGUGCUAAGUACCGUCGGCUCACUCGAGAGCAUGUUUGUGCACCUCGUCGUAGAUCUCCUAGACUACCGGUCGCGCCGCGAAUGGGAGAGUGCGAUCAGCGACACGACGGAACCGCCGUCGUACGCGGAGCUGAUACAGUUCUUAGACCGACGGCUACAGACGCUCGAGUCGUUGCCGCCGAGCAAAACGGAGUCGAGUCUCGCGAAGCCGGUCGCAAACUCCGGGCGUCCGCCGCGCGUUCUUCACGCCCGGAAGCCGGAGAGCAAGCGCGGGCGGUGCACCAUGUGCCACGAAGAGCAUUACAUCAUGUUCUGUGACGCGAUCAAGGCAAAGACGGCGUCGGAGAAAAGAAAGCACAUCGAAGCCAACCAGCUGUGCUUCAACUGCCUCGGGAGGCACAAGCAAGCGAGUGCUCGUCCAAGAAGACGUGCUCGUCGUGCGGCGAACGGCAUCAUUCGCUUCUCCACCACGCGGGCAACACCUCCGAGGUCGCCAGAUCGUCACUUUCAGCGAACCGGAGCUCGAGAGCCGCACCGGCGGUGCUUCUUGCGACCGCGCGCGUUCGGGUGGCCGACAAAUUCGGAGUCCUGCACGCCGUGCGCGCCUUGGUAG